AUGGAGGCGGUAGGUAAUACUGCGAACAUAUCUCACGCCAUAUUUCAAUUCCUACUUCAUGCACAAAAAGCCAGAGAAUUUAAGGAUGAAUUCGAAAGACACCAGCUGAGACUCAACAUUCUCCAAGUGCGCCUCUCCCGUCAGAUUAAGGCUUUGCGACACAUCGACAACGUGCAAAGCGGAAGCAGCUGUUUAACCGUACAAGUCAAUGAAAAAUCAUCCACCUCAUUGGAGAUUGCAGAAAAAGAACAAGGAUCGUUGGCAGAAAUUCUUGCCGCUGUUCAGCGUACUCUCUCUAAAGCUCAGCGGGACGCUACCAAGAUGAGGACCAAUCUCGUCGGCGGCCCCCCACUACUAGACGAACAACCGGGACAGCUCCGAGGCCUAGCAUUUCUUGAUAAGCGCAGACUCCAGACGGCAAAAGCAAUUGGCAGAGUGCAAUGGGCCAUCUAUAAGAGAGACCGUUUUGACAGAAGCAUAGCAGAUAUCGCUGCGCUAGUUGCUGAUCUCGAGAACUUAGCCAAAAAUCCAGCGUAG
Molecule: messenger RNA, 537 nt
Organism: Trichoderma gamsii
Lineage: Eukaryota; Fungi; Ascomycota; Sordariomycetes; Hypocreales; Hypocreaceae
Exons: 1
Coding region: 1-537 (178 amino acids)
Source: RefSeq, a predicted model, not a curated record